UAACUUCUUAUUAAUCAAAAAUAAAUUAAAAAAAAAAAAAAUGGAUCAAGAAGAGUCGUCCAUUUACUAUUUAGCAGACUCCGAUUUAGACCUCAGCUUCACCUCCGCCACCACCGACCGCUCUCUCUCCGGCCGCACCAGUUUAUCCCGGAGCAGCCUCACCCUCAGUUUCAACGAGUCCCGCCUCUCCACCGCCUCCCCCUCCGCCGCCGUCUACAACGUCCACCACCGCCCCCACCGCCGCCACGACAACCCCAACUGGGCCGCGGUGGACGCCGCCACCACGCUCUCCUCCGACGGCGCACUCCACCUCCGCCACCUGAAGCUCCUCCGCCUCGUCGGCUCCGGCAACCACGGCCGCGUCUUCCUCUGCCGCCUCCGCGACUACGACCACGCCGACUUCGCGCUCAAAGUCGUCGACCGCGAUUCGUUGACCACCAAGAAGCUCUCGCACGUGCAGACGGAGGCGGAGAUUCUCUCCGCCCUCGACCACCCCUUUCUGCCGACGCUCUACGCCCACAUAGAGGUGUCCCACUACACGUGUCUUCUCAUGGAUUACUGCCCCAACGGCGACUUACAUUCCUUGCUCCGCAAGCAACCCCACCACCGGCUACCGGUUCAGGCGGUCAGAUUCUUCGCCGCGGAAGUACUCCUAGCGCUCGAGUACCUCCACGCGCGGGGGGUCGUGUACCGUGAUCUGAAGCCGGAGAACAUUCUCAUCCGCGAAGACGGCCACAUCAUGCUGUCGGAUUUCGAUCUGUGUUUCAGCUCCGACGUUUCACCCAGAUUGGAGAACAACCGGACCCAGAUCAAGGCGGGCUCCGGCGGCCGGAGAACGAAGGAGCGCGUGACGACGGAGUUCGUGGCGGAGCCGACGGCGGCGUUCUCGAGAUCGUGCGUCGGCACGCACGAGUACUUGGCGCCGGAGCUCGUCGGCGGCAACGGCCACGGCAACGGGGUUGACUGGUGGGCGUUCGGUGUGUUGAUCUACGAGCUUCUGUCCGGCACCACGCCGUUUAAAGGCCGGAGCAAAGAGUCCACCCUGAGGAAUAUAGCUUCCACCAGAGGAGUGAAGUUUCACGCCGCCGCGGCGGCGGCGGCGGAGGAGCAGGGUAUGGCGGAGGCCAGAGAUUUGAUAGAAAAAUUACUGGUGAAGGACCCACGGCGGAGGCUGGGUUGCGCCAGAGGCGCGACGGAUAUCAAGCGCCACCCGUUCUUUAACGGGAUAAAGUGGCCGUUGAUCCGGACUUACCGGCCGCCGGAGGUUCGUGGGCUGGCGGUUAAAAGGAGUAGUAAGAGCAAGACGGCGCACGUGACCGGGGUUUCGUCGCCCAGGCGGCGGCGGUGCUUGUGGAAGAAGCUCCGUCAUCAUUUGAUCAUGAGGCUGAAGGGGUCUAAGUACAGUUUGAAUUCAAAUUACAAUUAUUAUUCUUACAAUAUUAAGGAAUCUGUUUGAGGUUUUCUUGUUUGGAUUAUGCUUAGAUUGUAAAACAUUGUGCAAAUUUAGGGUGGCCGGAGAAUUAUAUGUAGAUCAAUUUUGGUGGAUAAAAUUUAUACAGUUUGAGAGAGAUAGUAGUACUGCUGUAAAUUAAAUUACAGAAACAUAAAUCUAAAUUGAAGCGUUUCAGAUUUAUACAUUUUAU
Erythranthe guttata (spotted monkey flower) is the source of this 1643-nucleotide messenger RNA. RefSeq names its product serine/threonine-protein kinase WAG1. The record is from RefSeq and is a predicted model, not a curated record. Gene Ontology annotation, biological process: protein phosphorylation. Gene Ontology annotation, molecular function: protein kinase activity; ATP binding. Lineage: Eukaryota; Viridiplantae; Streptophyta; Magnoliopsida; Lamiales; Phrymaceae.